AUGGAGGCGGCAUCACACAUGUCGGCCCAUUGGCUGUCCACCGUCAUACUUCUUUGUUCAUUCUUCUCGACACAUUCACUUAACGCUAAGAUACACGAGCAGAUGACCACCGACGAACUGCGGAAUGUGUUCCACGUAGAACACCACAGCCACGUUCCAGAGUACCACUUGGUUCAGCUGACGCACCAUCUGGCGAGGCGGCACGUGCCCGCUGGCCACAAGGCGAACAGCCACGCCACGAGUCAAGGCAAAGUGCCGCACGAAAAGUCCAAGCCGUGGAAGACUGAAACCAACCCCCCCUCCCUCCUGAACGACGAGAUGUUCGUCAAAGCGAGGGAGUACAUCAACGACGUCGACAUAAUAGGCGAUCUGAAUAGCACAGUGAGCGUACAGUUUGGUGUGACGAAUUCCAGUGAGCUAAGUGACAGUGAUGCGAGUGAAAGUGACACGUUGCGUGACAAAGAACACGAGGUGGUGGACCAAGAGGAGGACGUGCACAAGAUCGAGCUGGAAGCGUUCGGGAGAGUGCUGAAGUUGGUCCUCAAGAAGCAGGAGGGCCUGUUGAAGAAGGACGGCUUGAGGCUGUGGCGGGUGCUGGGCAACGAAUCGCAGCCGCACGGCGUGGACUAUGAGGAAUUGAGUUCGGAAAACGAGGAGGAGAUAGGUGAACUCUUCCACGACGACGAAAAUGGAGCGGCCCUGCUCAUCAGAAGGCAUCCGAAGAAUGGAAAACUCAUGGUGGAAGGUUCAAUAGGUCACGAUUUGGUGAUCAGGCCGAUACCAGAUUCGAUGACAGCCAACGCGCAAGACGACGAGAUGUUCAUGGACCCGGCAAACAUGGCCGACAUGGUUUCCAUAGACACCGGCCUGCCUAUCGUAAAAAGGCAAAGGAUAGACCAAGAAAGCUUAAGGCAAGCUCUUCAAGGAGCUCACCACGUCGUUAUCAAAAGGGAUCCCGCACAAGGAGACCAUAUGAGUGACUUUGCAUUCAUGGAACCGGACCAUAUAGGUAAAAGGUACAGGCGGAAGCGAUCAACAGAAUCGCAUAGCAGACAAAAGAGGGAAGCUCCAUACGUCAUAUACCCAGAGAUCCUCGUGAUUGUGGAUUACGACGGCUACAGGUUACACGGUGGCGACAAUGUCCAGAUCAAGCGGUACUUCGUGUCAUUCUGGAACGGCGUCGACCUUCGGUACAAGCUUCUCAAGGGCCCCAGAAUAAGAAUAUCUAUUGCUGGCAUCAUCAUAUCUAGGGGCCGAGAUGCCACGCCCUAUCUGGAAAGGAACCGUGUCGGCCGCGACGCCAUCGACUCUGCCGCCGCGCUCACCGACAUGGGCAAGUAUUUGUUCAGAGAGCGACGGCUGCCCGUCUACGACAUCGCGGUUGCCAUAACCAAACUAGACAUGUGCAGGAGACAAUAUGCAAACGAUGCGUGCAAUAGGGGGACAGCAGGUUUCGCAUAUGUCGGCGGUGCAUGUGUGGUCAACAAGAGAUUGGAAAAAGUUAACUCGGUGGCCAUAAUCGAAGAUACUGGUGGCUUUUCUGGUAUCAUAGUGGCGGCGCAUGAAGUUGGACAUUUAUUGGGGGCGGUGCAUGACGGUAGCCCGCCGCCAUCUUACCUUGGAGGACCUGGAGCAGAGAAAUGCCGAUGGGAAGACGGCUUCAUCAUGUCGGACCUGAGGCACACUGAGAAGGGAUUCAGGUGGUCGCCAUGCAGUGUGCAGAGCUUCCAUCACUUCUUAAACGGUGACACUGCGACGUGCUUGUUCAAUUCCCCUCACGAGGACGAUUCGCUGCCAAGGGUCCUGCCAGGGCGUCUGCUAACAUUGGACGCGCAGUGCCGUAAAGAUAGGGGCACUAGCGCCUGUUUCAAGGACGAGCGCGUGUGCGCGCAGCUUUUCUGCUUCGACGCGGCGAGCGGGUAUUGCGUGGCGUACAGGCCGGCGGCGGAGGGCUCGCCCUGCGGCGAUGGACAGUAUUGCAUAAAUGGUCGUUGCAUAACCGAGCACGAGAACAUAAUCCCGGACUAUUCGCAACACACGCCGAGCUACGUGCGCCCGGACACUAGUCCCUUCUUCGGAAAUAUCACGAGUAAGGGAGAAACGACAAAGCCAUACGUAACUAGCACAACAGCCCCACCCGCACAAUACCGACAGAACUACUUCCCGAAAAAGAAUACUGAAAAUGUAUCUACAACAACUACUACUACAACAACAACAACAACCACAACCUCCACAACAACAACUACAGAGAGACCAUACAAAUACAACUACUACAAUCCGUGGAAGACCACAGAGCACAAAAAUGAAAGAACCACCGCCGCUACUCAGCCGUCCACGACGAAGGGCAGCACUUUGCAGAAAAUCAUUAUAACGACCACCAGAAGUCCUUACGACUUCAAAGAUUUCACGACUGCCAAAGCGACGCAAAAGACCGAGGCGCCCAAGCGCGGCUUCUUCAGCAAAGACGACUUAGAGGGCUACUUCGGUCGGCCAACGACUAAAAGCCCAUUCCCCGAUAAGGGAAUUAAGUCCGCAUUCAAGAUAGGCACCUACUAUUCACAAGCAAAGUCCAGCGAUAACUCAAUAAGGCCCGAUGCGAACUCCCAACAAGUCCAAAUAGAGCCAGCGAGACUGGCGUUCUCUUACCAGAGGAACCUAACUGCCGGCGAACCAAUCCUAACA
Molecule: messenger RNA, 2682 nt
Organism: Iphiclides podalirius (scarce swallowtail)
Lineage: Eukaryota; Metazoa; Arthropoda; Insecta; Lepidoptera; Papilionidae
Source: the annotation of a GenBank genome assembly